Molecule: messenger RNA, 6120 nt
Organism: Neolamprologus brichardi
Lineage: Eukaryota; Metazoa; Chordata; Actinopteri; Cichliformes; Cichlidae
Gene: dnajc6
Product: DnaJ (Hsp40) homolog, subfamily C, member 6
Biological process (GO): clathrin-dependent endocytosis; synaptic vesicle uncoating
Cellular component (GO): intracellular membrane-bounded organelle; cytoplasm; postsynaptic density
Molecular function (GO): clathrin binding
Source: RefSeq, a predicted model, not a curated record
AACACUGGAAGUAAGUGCAGUUCUUUACAAUUGUCCCAAUGUUUUGCAUUAAUGAUAUAACAAGUGAAAGAUUUGGGAUAUUACUUACCAGAUUUAAACGAAUGCUUCUAGUCUCAACCAGCCUAUUAGAGAGUGUGAGUGCAGCUUUAACGCAGGACGACUGUGAGUGAGUUGGGGUGGAUUUCCCUUGUACUCAGUCGGGGACUACAGCAGUAGCACAAUCGUCGUAGUAGAAUGCGCUGCUGAGAAAAGGAGGACGCAAUAGAGGAGAGAGAGAGAGAGGAAGAGAGAAAGAGAGAGAGAGAGAGAGAGAGAGAGAGAGACCACCCGGUUUUCUAUCACAAACAGAGGAGAGCGGCCACCCUCUCAUCCCCGGACAUGUGGUGCACCCAGCAGCAGCAGCAGAGGAGGAGGCACUAGCAGCAGCAGCAGCUUGGGCAGCAGCGGCGGUGACGGCGUCGCUUUCUACGUCUUCUGGGCUUCUUUUGUGUUUAAUUUCCCUUCUUUUGUUUCCUUUGGUAAUGAGCUUGCUGGGGGCCUACAAGAAAAAGAGCAGUUACGAUGGAUAUGAAUCUUUGCAGCUGGUCGAUAGCGGAGGGGAUAGCUUCAGCAUCGGCAGAGGGAGCAGCGGCGGCACACUUGGAGGCUCCAUAUCGGCCACCCUCGGACCGAAGGCGGGCCCGCUGAGAGAGGAGGACUGCAGCACCAUGGACAGCUCAGAUAUGGAUGCAGGCUAUGGCGGAGGACUGCUGGAUAUGGUCAAGGGAGGAGCGGGCAAGUUCUUCAGCAACUUUAAGGACAACCUGAAAGACACGCUGAAGGACACCUCCACCAAAGUCAUGCAUCAAGUUGCUACUUAUACCAAAGGGGAGCUGGACAUCGCCUACAUAACAUCACGGAUCAUAGUGAUGACCUAUCCAGCUGAGUCGGUGCAGAUUGGCUACCAGAACCAUGUCGAAGACAUCCGCUCUUUUCUUGACAGCCGGCAUGCAGACCACUACACUGUUUUCAACCUAUCACAGCGUAACUACCGUGGGGCCAAAUUCUCCAACAGGGUUUCAGAGUGUAAUUGGCCUUCACGCCAAGCACCCAGCCUCCACAACCUGUUUGCCGUGUGCAAAAACAUGUACAACUGGCUGAAACAGAAUCCCAAGAACGUCUGUGUAAUCACAUGCUCGGAUGGUCGUGCUCCUUCAGGUGUUUUGGUCUGUGCCAUGUUCUGCUUCUGCCACCUCUUCAAUAAUCCAGUUCCUGCCAUGCAGCUGCUCAGCGCCAAAAGACCAGGUUCUGGCCUCUGGCCUUCACACCGCAGGUACAUAGGCUAUGUAUGUAGCAUGGUAUCAGAGAAGCCUAGCCUACCCCACUCCAAGCCCUUGGUGAUCAAGGCCCUCACUAUGAGUCCCAUCCCCUGUUUCAACAAGCAGCGUAGUGGCUGUCGACCUUUCUGUGACGUUCUCAUUGGAGAGACGAAGAUCUUCACCACUGCACAGGAGUAUGAAAGGAUGAGAGAGCACAGGGUCCAGGACGGGAAGGUAGUUUUCCCUCUGGGUGUAAGCGUACAAGGAGAUGUUGUGGUUUCAGUCUACCACAUGAGAUCAACCAUUGGAGGACGACUGCAGGCCAAGGUAUCCAACACACAGAUCUUCCAGAUUCAGUUCCACACUGGCUUCAUCGCUCCUGGAACCACUAUGUUAAAGUUUAACAAACCAGAGCUCGAUGCCUGUGACUCUCCAGAGAAAUAUCCCCAGCUCUUCCAUGUGAUAUUGGACGUGGAGGUGGAAGGGGUGGACAAACAGAAAGACCUGACACCACCAUGGGAACAGUUUCCUUGUAAAGACUUGAGCCCAAAUGUGCUCUUCUCUGGCCACCAGGAACAUCAGGAUGCACUGGCGAUUGCUGAGCCAAGUCGGUCCCACGGAGGUCCAGACGGUCGGGUACGUGGCGAGGAGAGCGAGCCGUCGGAUGAUGAAAUGCUUUCUCUCUCCAGCCAGCAAAGCAAUGCCAGUGCAGCCCAUCAGAAACCUGACCUCCCAGCUCCCACUUCUGCCACCCCUGCUCCCGCCGAGGAAGUCGAUCUUCUCGGCCUCGAUGGUGACGAGGUCAACCGCCCGUCAUCUAAGCCCCCAUCUACAGCAGCUGCAACCACUGACCUCCUAGGGGACUUGUUCGGGGGCCCACCUCAGUCAACCAGCGGGCCUCCAUCUGCCCAGUCCACUCCACACAAAGUCGCCCCCAACACUGCCUCACCAUGCCCCUCACCUGCCCCACCAGCAUUUGAUCCUUUUGGGACGGGUCCGAUGCCUAAACCUCAGGACGUGAUGGGUUCAUUCCUCGGACCAGGUAAAGUGGGGCAGCCAGACCCUUUCCUGCAUGCUGCUCGCUCACCAUCACCCACCCUGCAACCUACAAGCCUCGGUCGGAGUUCCCCCGUCCCACCCACCACCCCUACUGUCAACAUUCAGCAGCAAAACGCCAUGGGAGCAUGGGACUGGAACAGACCUGCUACCACAAGCACAGGAGGUUUUGGUAUGGGCAGUCGGUCAGCCACUACCAGUCCCACUGGCUCAGUCCACAGCACCCCCACCCACCAAACCAAGCCAAACACUCUGGACCCAUUCGCUGAUAUUGGCAACCUGGGGGGAAGCCUUGGAGGAGGCUCUGGCUUCUCGAGCAAGCCCACCACCCCUACUGGAACGGCCCCUUCCUUCCCUCCAAUGGGCUCCCCAUCGAGGCCUCCGCCAUCUCCCCAGCACACAGGAGCCUGGCAGCCCCACGCAGGAGGCACUUUCCCCUCGUGGCAGGCUGGUGGAAGUGGUGGAGGGUGGCAACCGCAAGGACAGGGUCCUGCUCCGCAGCCAAAGCCCAGCCCCAGCCACACUUCCAUGCCCCACACAUCGCCCCAGAAUCGACCCAACUACAAUGUUAGCUUCUCCGCAAUGGGAGGAGGCUCACCCAGCGCAGGGGGAAAACCACAGGCUGGGAUGGGUUCGAAGUCCAAACCCUCGGAUGCCAACUUUGACGACCUGCUGUCUGCUCAGGGGUUUGCAGGGACCAAAGAGAAGAAAGGGCCCAGGACUAUAGCAGAGAUGAGGAAGGAGGAGAUGGCCAAAGAAAUGGACCCUGAGAAACUAAAGAUUCUGGACUGGAUAGAGGGGAAAGAGCGUAACAUCCGUGCUCUGCUCUCCACCAUGCACACUGUGCUUUGGGAAGGAGAGACACGCUGGAAGCCUGUGGGCAUGGCUGACCUGGUUACUCCAGAGCAGGUCAAGAAGGUCUAUCGCAAAGCAGUCCUGGUUGUUCACCCAGAUAAGGCGACGGGACAACCAUACGAACAAUAUGCCAAGAUGAUUUUCAUGGAACUAAAUGAUGCCUGGUCAGAAUUUGAGACCCAAGGACAAAAGCCUCUCUACUGAAAAAAGCGUAAGGGGACUUAAGGAGGAGGAGAUGAUGUCCCUGCUGAUUCCAUCAUCUAACCCUUACAGUGUUACCACCUCUUGUCCGCAUACUGCAGCCACACCCUGCAACAUCUGCCUUUAUACCCAUGCUUUAACACGUGUCUCUCUUCUUGCAACAAAAACGCAGAACUUGAGUGAUGACAGGCUAUAGAACAGCCUCCCGUGCCCGGACUAGAAGCUCAGAUGAACAGCUGACUCUCUGUAGCUCUAAUAUCCAUACUGUAUGUAUGAACCAUCCUAUUCAAAAAAAAUUGGACGUCAAAGAGACGGAUCAAAACAAGGUGAGAGCUGUUGAUCUGGAAAAAGAAACGCGCGAGAAUAAACUGAGCAAACAUUUGUCAGACUGCUCUUCGCGAGAGCUUUGAAGCAUGAAGAAGUCUGUGAGACACUACAAGCAUUUAACAGCAUUCAAGCCAUUUUUUUUGUACUGUGAGCGAACACUGAAUUCAAGAUCAGUUCUGUCAUAUCAAAUCCAGUUUUCACACUAUUUAAUGUCCCUAUAAAUAACAAACACAAACAGCAGCGUCAAGUUAAAAUAGGCUGUUUGGAGGUGAUUGGAUUAGAAAAUCUUGAUCAGAGGUCGAGUUUCACCUUGAAGAUGUCGUCUGCUGAGUGUAGCUGAGGAAACAAAAUUAGUUAAAAAAAAAAAACCAGUAACACAAUAACUUGACUUGUUAUGUGACAUAUAUGAUAUCAUGUGGAAUGGUUUUGUUAUGAAGAGGUUUAAUACGAAUUGGUGUGUCUGAUAUCCUGAAGCCUUGUGGGGAACUGGGGAUUGUAUGUUUUAGCAUUAGCACAUGUACAGUUCCUUACAUGAAGCACCUUGAGGCCUCGCACACACUCACUCAUAUAAUAAUAUAUUUUUGCUUUACAUCUCUGUGAAAGCACAAACUGAUGAAUCGAAUCGGUGCAGCUCUCAAGGAAGGCAAUCCAUGAAUUAAUUUAUUAAAUCGCUUUGUUUGUCUUUAAAAUAAUGGUUCAAAUUCAAUCUGCUCGUGAGAAACAGUUCAGGACUUUGAGGCUGUUGUCUUAAAGACUUUUAACGUCUGUCAAACACAGUCGUCUGCCAAAACAGUAAAAACCACUGGCAGUUAAAGGAAAUCUGAUCACAGUGCAGCUCUCUGCUGGGAAACAUCAGGCAGUUCAUGAGAAUGUGAUGCCCUUAACAUCACACCUAUCCUUCAGACUCCCCAGAUCCCCCACGUCUGAUCAAGGAUCCAUGGGACGCACUCUAACAGAUGCCUCCACACAACCAGAGGGCUCAAAUAAUUUGCCUCUGUCCCAGUGCCAGAGUUCGUAAGACACCCCAAAACAUCCCAUCUUGAUGCUCUGAUGAGUCAGAGCUGUUCUAGAGGGGAGCCUGCAUUAAAUUAGGGAGGUAGUUGUAAGGUUGAGACUGGGUGGAGUAAUCUCUGAACCACAGAAGUGACACUAAUGUGCUUAAACGCAAACCAUCAAGAACGCAAUAAGAGUUCUGUUUACUGUAUAUCACUGUUUCAUGUCAGGCAGAUCAUACUGUGUUUCAUCAAAACACUGAUUUACAACAAUUUACUGUUUAUUGAUUUGUUUUGUUUACUUUUUACUUCAUUUGCUACACGUUUAUUCAUAAUCAGCAUAAAAGAAUGGGGUAUGCAUUAGAAGUAGUGAACAGCAGUAGAUGCUGCAGCUGAUGUGUACUAACCUAACACAAACAUUUGCUGAUUUUGGAUGCAUUUGGCCCCUUUUUACGUGCAAUUAUUCACAAAAUCAGUUCUUAGUGCUAAAAGCGCUUCAUCAUUUUAGAGCAAAGUGGAGAAAACGAUAAAAUAUGCAAUAACUUGAGAGGCAAUGAUCAAUUUCUUUCAAGCACAUGAGGUUUUCACAAAACACUAAUAUGUUCCUACACGAUCCCCAGAAACAGUUUAAGCUGUUUCAGGGUGAAACAGUUUAGGCUGUUUAGGUUUAUUCUUCACACACAAAUCGAGCCAAGUGUUUACCUUCUCAUGCUCAUGACCAGUUGAAGAUCCUGACACUGUCUUCAUGCUCUCUGAUUUGCAUAGUAAGGUCAAAGGUGAUUUUCUGUUGGCAUCAUACUGUCUUUUCCCUUCACUGGAUUUCAUUCGUCCAGUUUGUUCAUCUGCAUUAAGGACGCUGACUGACUUCUGACCAGCGUAAGAGAAUUAUGUGAGGUGUGGUUUCAUUAGCUGGCUGAGGACCCCGAAAGGAUCCCAAAACAAGUGUUGACUGGGCCGUCGAACAAGACUCCGGGUCUCAGGCUGAAAAUACUGAACUUUAAUCUGGAGGUGACUGCUUUCUUUGUUGUUUUACAAGAUAUGAGAAGUGUGUAGUAUGUGUCUAUGCUUUAUUUACACUGAGGACCUACAUGUGAAAUAACCCUCAUAGGCUCCCUCGCUGACUGAAUCUGCGAUCUUACAGCUAUGUUAAAAAGCUAACCUCUAUAUUGUAGUCAGUGGAUGUGUGUUGUUUGAACUUGUGGUAUGUAUGGAGGAGCUCAGAGUUGGAUACAGAGUACUGUAAGUUAUGUGUUUGCCUGUCUCCUGUUCAAAUAUUACUUAAGCUGUGUAAAAAUUCUGUUCAUGUUGUUCUUUUCAGUUCUGUUUACGGUUACAGGAUGUACAUAAUGAUCAAGUGCAGCGCACAGAAAUAAACAGUAAACAGAAACCGG